AUGAGUGAAUAAGAAUAGAUUUAUGAGGAACUUUGUAUAUCUAUAGUGGAAUCAUAAUAGAUAACUAAAAGUAUCAUAAAAUAAAUAGUGCAAUAAAGUUCAUCAAUAAUAAUCAAUAAGCACAUAAAUUCUAUCAUGCCUUAAUUAGGAUAUAAUUGGUUUAGAGAAUAAGUUAUUGUAUUGAUGGAAGAGUAUAAUAUGAGAAAUGAUGAUUUUGAAGAAAAUGUUAUUGAAGACUCUGAACCACUUGCUGUCAAUAUAGAACAUUGGAGAAGAUGUCAAGGUCAAGUUAAAUAAGGUAUAUCUAAAGAAAUAUCUAAUUCUCCUGUGAUGAAGAGAAGAGAUACAAAAAGAAUGUCUAAAUUAAUGACUAUAAAGACAUAGGGACAAAGUGAAUGUUAUGAUUCCUAACUUAUUAAAAUGGGUAUAGAAGAAGAAGAAUAAGAAUUAGAUCCAAAUAUUGAAAAUAUUAGAUAGGCAAAACUAAGAUAAAUAUCAAAUCAAUAAUAAAAAGUAUAGAAUGAUAAAAUUAAAAUACUUGAAGUAUAAGAGUAAAUUAAAUAAUUGAAAAGAUUAAAUGUGGAUUCUAAAUCUAAAUAUACUUUUGAUUUUGAAGGCAAACUUGUUGUCUAAAAACCACCAGAUAUUGAUAAAUAUCCAAAAUCAUUCUAAAAUAUCAGUGAAAAACGAAUUUUAAUAGAAGUUAGAGAUCUUAUUCCAAAUCAUAAAAUGCAAUCAGAACUUAUACAAUUAGCUAGUAAGAAUAAUUAAAAUAUUGGAUAAAAUAAUUAAUUUGCUAUUAAAACAUCAGUUUCAUAAAUUGAAUUAAUGAUCAUGAAAGAAGGUGUUACAUUUUAUGAUGGUAAACAAGAAAAGAAAAAAGACAGACAAUUUCCAUUAAUGGAUAUAAAAGAUCCAUUUUAAUUAUAACAAACAUUGUAAAAAUAAAAUGUAUAAAUGUCUAAAAUAGAAUAUCAAUAAAUUACAAACACUCCAUAAAAUAAUAAUACAUUUUAAAAUAAAACAAUGAGUAUUUCAAAUUCUUAAUAAUAAUUAAACUAAUUUACUAAUAGAUCUUAAUAAUAAAAUGAUAAUCUAUUAAAUAUAAAUGAUAGUAUCUUAAGUUAAAGAUUACCUAAAAAUAUAACUACAAUGAAUCAUUCAAUUUCAUCUUCAAUUUUAUAGAAAUUGAAUGGUUCUAUUUCUAUUUUAAGUGAAUAAUAACUUGAGGAAUUACUUAUUCCUUAAACUGAAGUAAAUAGAGAUUAAAAAGAUCAUCCUUUAUUUCUUAAGAGAAAAAAAACUGAAGUAGAAGUGAAAACUUCAAAAUCUAUUCCUACUUUUGAACUUCCAUAGAUACCUCCAAACAUUUUAUCAAAUACAUUAAGUAAAUUGCCUAAAUCAUUUCAAAGUUAAGGAACAUUUCCUAAAUUAAUUCCUAAGUUUCCUAGAUAGAGAAUUUCUAAAUAAGCUAUACAAUUAAAAAUUGAAAUAUGA
This is a messenger RNA of Paramecium primaurelia, 1497 nucleotides long. NCBI's taxonomy places the organism in Eukaryota, Ciliophora, Oligohymenophorea, Peniculida, Parameciidae. The record is from the annotation of a GenBank genome assembly.